Molecule: messenger RNA, 804 nt
Organism: Chilo suppressalis (striped riceborer)
Lineage: Eukaryota; Metazoa; Arthropoda; Insecta; Lepidoptera; Crambidae
Source: the annotation of a GenBank genome assembly
AUGACUGAUUCAGGUGUUGAUACCAGUAACGAGAGCAGUGACAAUCCUGUAUUCGACCAUUCUCAAUGUGUCUUGGAAUUUAAUCCCCCAGCAAUACCCAUAAACCAAGUAGGUCAGCCAAUGCCUAUAGAAUUUUUCGACCGACCUCAUGAUCAUAUCGGUAAAAUUAAAUGUUGCUUAAAAGGACGGCAAUACAGAUUAAACAAAUAUCGAUGUGGAGCCACGAUAAGCUCAUCAAGAAAUCAAAAACUGAGAUUUGCUGCCUCAACGAAUAAUACUGAACUAGUGGAGAAGAUAUUGUCAUCAGGAGCUGAUCCGAAUUCUUCAGAUGAAUUCAAAAGAAGCCCUCUCCACUUGGCAGCAUGUCGUGGAUAUGUUGAUGUCGUAAGAACGCUUUUAAGACAUGGUGCUAAUCCUAAUAUAAAAGACACAUUAGGAAACACUCCUCUUCAUCUUGCUGCAUGUACAAACCACAUACCAGUUGUUAUUGAAUUACUUGACGCUGGUACUGAUGUGAGUUCAAAUGACAGAUAUGGAAGAAAUCCCAUACAGUUGGCUCAAAGUAAAUUGAAACUUAUUCAAAUGCGUCCUAGUGGAGCAGGUCAUUUUGAAGAAACUAAACAACUUAUUGGAGAAAUAUGCCUUGUAGUUGAAAUGAUGCUUAAGUAUAUGAAAAUUCAAAAAGCAGAUGCUGCAGACUUGGAAUCCGUCCGUGAAAGGCUGGAACAUGUAAGCACUCGAGAGCAAGUGGAUUCUGAAGUCCAAAACUUACUUGACAGUCUUGAUUCACUGAAGUUAAAAUAA